ACGACGCUGCUCGUAGCAGCGAAAAAAUCGAUAAUGGAAGCGCCAGCCGGCGAAGGCGCACGCGUCAAGCGUUACUGAUGCGUGUCAGCUGUCCCGGUCGUAACUAAAACGGGAAUACAGGUGUUCCUCGCUCCUUUUGCGACAGAAGUCUUCCAAUGCGGUACUGCGGUCCCGAUCGAACUUAAUGGCUUGCGACAAUCGCACGAAGGUGUAUCUCGGAUUCGAGGACGAGUACGUCGCCGAGAAGCACCGUUUCUCGCUGAGCUUCCAGACGAACAAGAUCGGCGGGCAUGCGAACUGUUACGGCAAGAACACAUUGUCGUCGCCACAAUGCAGACUCUGCGGUUUGUAUCAACUGCUGGCGCUGCAACUGUACGCGCCGUUAGAUAAUUCCAAGUACCAUCGGACACUAUACAUAUUCGCGUGCAUCAACCCGAACUGCUGGAAUCAAAACGAGAGCUGGACAUGCUUGAGGAUACAGCAUCUGGAGGAUGAGACCAAGACGAGCGCGUCGGAUUGCGGCAGCGUUAACGUGCCGUCCACGACGGCCUGGCUGUCGGAUGAGGAUGACUGGGGGGAUAACGUGAAUGACAACGCGUCCGAGCAGAAUGGGAAUAACAUGCUGGGGAACGAUCCCCUGUUUCACUUUUCUCUGCACAAGGAGAUAGACCAGGAUAUCCGGGAGGAGUUGUCCGUACUGCGCGUGGACGAUCCGAAUGCGAAUAGCCCGACCAGCGUGGAUUCUCCGGUCAGCGGGGGCGCCGUAGGUCGCUUGGAUUCUCCUCAGGCUUCCGCGGAGAUUGACGGAGAUGAGAGCGAGGUCGUGUGCAUCGACACCCCGACGCGACCGCAGUGUGAUCUAGUUAGUUUACUGCACGAGGUAACGCCGUUGCCGCUGCAGAUCACGAACGCGGAGACCAAGUACUCCUUCAUCGAGAUAUUCUUGUCGGUCGACGAAGAGGACUACAGCGCGGACGUGUCCCAGCACGUGCGGGAUCUGCUGGUCGAGUAUCAGCACAGCAACGUGGACGUGUCGACCAAGUUCAUGCCAGAAUCCGGCAAUCCCAAGACCAUCGACACGGAUGUGGAGAAGUACGAGAAGGGUAUUCCCAGGCACGGUGACGAGAUGUUCCAUAAUUUUGUUUGCAGAAUACAGAGGAAUCCCGGACAGUUACUACGAUACUCGAGGGACAACGCAGCACCGUUACUGCUGUACCCGCUAAGCGGAUGCAUCGGCAAGUGUCGGCACUGCGGCGACGAGAUGACGUUCGAGCUGCAAGUACUGCCGACGAUCAUACCGAAGUUGACGUUGCAUCCGCGCAGCGAACGGAAUUUCCAGAUCGAGUUCGGCACCGUUUUGAUAUACACCUGCGUGAGAAGCUGCUGGUCCGCGACCGACUCUUACCGGGAGGAGCAUGUCGUCGUUCAGGCGGAGAGAUUAUAGUCGUUAAGGUACUAACUACUAAGGGAAGAUUACGAGUGAAGCCAAGGUUCUUCCAGUGAUCCUAUAGAGUUUCGUAUUACACGCGUCUAGGACGACUAGUCAUGUUACGUCAGUAGAGAAAUACCGUCCACCACCUGUUCGUGUAAUACAUCAGAAGUCUCCUAAGUAGCGAGCGACGACCACGUUGAGAAAUAGCCGAACAAAGCGGAUCAAUCGGAAGCGGACGUAUGGGUGAGUGGAUAGAUGGAUGGAUGGAUGGAUGGAUGGGUAAGUGGAUAGGUGGGUGAUGACGAAGUCGAGAUGCGCGAGGAACGAACACGAAGAGCGGUAUUCAUAGUCUGCUUUGUGUUUUGCAACACUCAAGUUUAUUCGAUUAUUUAUUAAUUAUUAUUAUCGUCUUCAGUUUAUUUUAAGAUAUUGCACGAGCCGUUUCAUUGGCUCUCUACGAAGUGUCCGAAGGUGAAGCUAAGACGUUAUUUAGAUAAAUAAAUGUAUAAAAUCUGACUAUGCGAAUACCACCUCAAGUAUGUCAUACGAAUGUGAUUUGAUGACAUUGUCUGUGAACGCGGAGUAUUCGAAACCGUCAAAAAUAUGCUAGACUUUAAAUGAACGAGGUAUACUUAAAGUACGUAUUAAGCGUUUAUUCGAUACAUCGAAAGGGGUGCUCGACAUGUAGCGAAUCGGAUUCAAAAACCUGCCAGUUCUUCCCUUUACUUUCGGCUUCGCUUCCCUUGUCGGAGAGGACGCGCUCACUUCGUCCGGUUAUUUCUCACGUCCACGACGACGAUGGCGGCGGCGGCGGCGGCAACGACGUAGCGAAAGAGUCACAAGCAUGCACUUUUCGAGUUAUACUUGUCGAGCGUUAUGCGAAGAAUCUAGGGAUGCCCGUGAUAGAAGAGUCUGAUUAAGAGCAUUUAUUUUACUUUUCGACUCGAUCUUAGUACGUAAGGUAUGACUGUACAAUUGCUACUGGCGUAUAAAUACACAGAAGAGCUCGAUGGAA
This is a messenger RNA of Harpegnathos saltator (Jerdon's jumping ant), 2447 nucleotides long. It is a transcript of the gene trus, whose product is annotated as programmed cell death 2 like trus. The record is from RefSeq and is a predicted model, not a curated record. Gene Ontology annotation, cellular component: cytoplasm. NCBI's taxonomy places the organism in Eukaryota, Metazoa, Arthropoda, Insecta, Hymenoptera, Formicidae. The transcript is spliced from 4 exons. Gene Ontology annotation, biological process: apoptotic process. The coding region runs from base 185 to 1444 and encodes 419 amino acids.